This is a messenger RNA of Colossoma macropomum (tambaqui), 2378 nucleotides long. Its product is annotated as stonustoxin subunit beta-like. The transcript has 4 exons. Bases 248 to 2290 code for a protein of 680 amino acids. Gene Ontology annotation, molecular function: protein binding. The record is from RefSeq and is a predicted model, not a curated record. NCBI's taxonomy places the organism in Eukaryota, Metazoa, Chordata, Actinopteri, Characiformes, Serrasalmidae.
UAGACUACGUGUUUUGGGCCUGUAGAACUUUGAACAUCAUAUGAAAUUGUGUUUUUAAACCUCAACCAAAGAGCUGAAAUUUAGAUUUCAUAAUCCUGAACAGUACUAUCUUUCCAGAGAAGCAUCAGCACCCACAGUGGGGAUAUAAACUGUAUAUCCAGUUCAAUGAACAGCUACCACAGAGGGUCACAUUACAGCAGAUCCAGGAAGCAUCUGGUUUACUGUUUUGAUUCUUAAAGUACAUGACAUGGAUACUACAAACGUGCUUGCUGUUGCAACCCUUGGAAGACAACUUCAUUUGGGGAUGUUGUAUGACUGCUGCAAUGAUUCCUUCAUUCCAGGAGUCUACCUGUGGGACAUGGACAAAAUAGAGAAGAACAGGAUUGUGAGCCAGAGCCCACAAACAUCUUUCAAAAUAGUUUUGUCUGACUCGCUGGAAGAAAAAGAAAAAAUGUUACAAAUAAGUUCCUCUCUUAGUGCGAGCGUACAUGCAGCGUUAGUAAACACGGAGGGUUCAGCCAGUUACUUGAAUGACAGCUCAUCUUCUAUGCAUGAGUGCAGAGUGACUGUCCAGUACAGUGUGAGGACCAAGACGGAGCAUCUUAACUUGAGCCAAAUGGGAAGCGCGAUCAACAGAAAUACUGAAGACCCGGACUUCAGUGCCACUCAUGUCGUUAUUCAGGUAGAAUACGGUGCAGAAGCGCUCAUGGUGUUCAGUGAAUCAGCAUCAGACGAGCAAAAAAAACAAGAUAUUCAAGCAAGCAUGAAACUCAUGGUGAAUAAUAUUGGCUUGUUAAAUAUCAGUGCUGAGGGAAAGGUUCAAAUGACUGAUGAAGAAAGGAAGAAAGUGCAGAACUUCAACUGCACCUUCCAUGGUGAUUUUGUAUUGGAAAACAACCCAGCCAACUUUGAAGAGGCAGUAAAAGUCUACAAAGAACUCCACAAACUGCUCGGGCCAAAUAAGGAGAAUGUGGUGCCCAAGAAAGUCUGGCUCGUCCCAUUAAAAGAACUUGUGCCUUCGGCUCCAGAGGUCAAGCACAAAGUCAGCGAAAUCAACUGCAUUAAAUUACGGAAUAUAAUGGAGCAGCUGAACAGCACGAAAAUGAGAGCAAAUGACAUUUCUAAAGAGAGUGACUCCAUUCGGGCCACUGACAUCACUAAGAAGAUGAAAGAUUUUGGAGAAAACCUUCAGAAAUACAUGCUUGUGUGGAAAGACAACCUCUUCAAACUCCUCCCUAAAAUCAGGAAGGGAGCAGAGAAGGAAGAAAGGCUGGAGAAGAUGUUCAGUCUUCAUGAAGAAUCACCCUUUGGGCCCAGCAAAAUGGACGCCUGGCUGAAAGAAAGGGAGACUGAACUCAGCGUCGUCAAAACGUACAUUAAGGAUAUUCAGUCAAGGAGGCCAAAUGUUCAGAUCGUAGCUCAUGAAGACUUAGACAAAGUGCUGUUUGAUCCUAAUAAACACAAGGUAGGGGUGUUUGGGUUCAACUCUCUUGGAGAAGAUGACCCUUACCUGGACUCCCUCAGGGUUUGCCUGGACUCAGAGAAGUUCACUACAAUGGAAUGUUUACCCUCUGAUCUGCAAACGUUGGUCAAAGACAAAACUCCUUGGUACAGAUCUCCUGAAGUCUCACAGACCAUGAGAGAUUCUUUUGAUAAGUUUUGUUUGGGUGAAUCGCCUUUGUCAUCUUUAGUGUCAUCUCUGUUCUGUCACAUCAUCAGCUACUUCCACUAUCCGUAUAUUGCAGGUGCUUCUGUGAGAAGAUAUUCAAAUGGGACAUUGUUUUGCAUAAACACCCUAAAAAAAUAUGAGGUGGUAGACAUCAGUGCAAACACUAUUACACUGAGACAGUGUGGAGAUUCUAUUAUUUUAAGAGUUAUAUGCAAAAAAUCGGAUGAUGGAGGCGAUCCACAGGAGCAGAACUUGCGGCUAUUGAAAAAACAAAUCCUGGUGAUCUCAGACCUGCUGCCCAACACCAAGUAUGAAAUCCAGGUUUUCUCUGAAUUUCCACCUUCUGAAGUCAAACAUGUGAAGGUACAGAAAAUUCAUUUGUUUGUAAUUUCUAUUACACUAUUAACACUAGUCAGUACCGUCAGUAGUGAAAUAGUGAGGAUUCACUCUUUUAACUUUGUGACUAAUUCUGUGAUUUGCAUUACAGCCAUUCACAUUUGUGACCAAACCAAACUGAACCAUCGGCUCCCCAAGACAAAGAGACACAACAGCUCCUUAUUGAAGAUUCUUGUUUUACUACAGUGGAGUCUUUCUUCUGUAACUGAAUCUCCUUUUUUGUAGGGAACUGUUAAGUCUCUCCAUAAUGUUACACUGAAUUUACUGUUUUCAGGAUUUUCUGUUUGGCUGCUUUGUUCUCUGUAAACUUUUC